AGUGACUUGACAUUCUUAUUAUGUCGAUAAAUAGGAAUUACGACUGUUUACUGGGGAUUAAUUUAGUACGCAAUUAUGGGUUGUAUUCCGUAUUUGACAGUCUGACUUGUUUCUGUAGUGUAUUAUCAUAUAAAAUAGAUACUAUUGUGGAAGCAACAAUGAAUUGCACGAGGUGUAGCAAACGCGUCAAGGUCCAAACAAGGCAUGUUCAGUUGUCUGAAUACUUCAUGCCUGGAAAUAUUUUCCGCCUUGAUUGUAACAUCUGCGCUACUUUUAUAGCAGUUAAAGACAACAAUAACGAUAUUGUUGCUGUCGAUGAAAUUAUCAAUGAUAAUAUCGAUAAUAGCUGGAGAGAGGCAGAUACUCGACGAGAAAGAAUAAUAUAUUAUAUUUUGUGCCAAAUAAUAUAUCCGGAAUUGGAUACGCCAAGGAUCGACAAAUUUGAGUCUCUUUACGACUUGGCUGAUCCAUGUGAUAAAAUCAUAUUGAAAUGGCUGGGGGGCAAGGCAAUCGGUUUCUAUACGAUUAAACCUAAAGGAACGGAGAUACGCGUGACGAAAGAAAAAUACGAAAUGCAUACUUUGGAUACUGCAUACAUUAGAUCUCAGUAUAGAAACCGUGGAUUUGGCCUGGAACUUUUGUCGGAUCUUGUUAGACGAUUUCCGAAUGAGGAUAUUGGCUUUUCGAGACCUAUAUCCAACGGUAUGUGCAAAGUAUUGACACGAUUUUUAUCCGAGCGCAAGGAGUGCCGCUUACACUUUUGGGAAGUUGAAGGGGUUGGAGAUGAAGGUCGUCGAAAAUUGAUAUGGUUCCUCCUGAAAAAACGUAUCUCAGGAUAACGUUCAUAUAAAUGGAUGUAUGAUUUAUUAGAAAUAAAGAUAUAUAUAUAUAUUUAUAUAUAUGUAUAGUAGCGAUA
This is a messenger RNA of Cephus cinctus (wheat stem sawfly), 916 nucleotides long. RefSeq names its product soluble lamin-associated protein of 75 kDa. The transcript is spliced from 5 exons. NCBI's taxonomy places the organism in Eukaryota, Metazoa, Arthropoda, Insecta, Hymenoptera, Cephidae. The record is from RefSeq and is a predicted model, not a curated record. Bases 21 to 839 code for a protein of 272 amino acids. Gene Ontology annotation, molecular function: acyltransferase activity, transferring groups other than amino-acyl groups.